Bolinopsis microptera is the source of this 1297-nucleotide messenger RNA. RefSeq lists its product as uncharacterized. The record is from RefSeq and is a predicted model, not a curated record. The coding region runs from base 10 to 819 and encodes 269 amino acids. The transcript has 5 exons. NCBI's taxonomy places the organism in Eukaryota, Metazoa, Ctenophora, Tentaculata, Lobata, Bolinopsidae.
GGUGAGAGGAUGGAAGUGAGAUCUAAACGAGACAGGGGCUUUAUUGACACGAAGAAAGAAAUGUUGUGGAUAGAAUGGCAGACACUGACUAGGCAUUACACUGACGAUCAGCUCAUAAUAGGAGAGUGGUUUUACGAUAUAUACCAGAAAUACUCCGAGCCUAUCAGGAAGUACCACAACACUGAACAUAUCUACCAAAUGAUUCUGAACUUUAAGCACUUCUACCAGGAGUUGACCUUUCCCAGAACAGUUCUCUUCGCUAUCUUCUUUCACGACUACAUAUAUGAUCCUAAGAGCAACAAUAACGAAGAAGAGAGUGUCCGAGCAUUUGAGAGCUGUGCUAGAGACGUAGAGCUUGAUGCGGACGUGGUGAAGGGUGUGAAACAUAUGAUCAAUCUCACAUCAUCUGGUCAUUAUACUAAGGAGCUGGAAGAUGACAAACCCAAGACACGUGACGUUCACUACUUUCUGGAUUUUGAUCUGUCUAUCUUGGGCAGCAAUCCUGUGGAGUACACGCUCUACGCCAAAAAGAUACGGAAGGAAUAUAGCCAUGUGGGAGAGGAGGAAUUCUGCACAAGGCGAGCUCAGGUGAUGGAGAAGUUUUUAGAACGAAAGUACGUGUUCUGUACGAGAGAGUUCCGUCAGUUUGCGGAGGAGAACGCCCGGAAGAACGUGCAGGGUGAGGUUGUUAUCCUGAGAGGACGCGCCGAACAUCUCAGAACGUGCAAAGAAAAAGGGCACACGUGCGGUAUUAAAGAUGGGGAAAUAGAAGGUGGCACUGAGGUAGAAGAAUGUACGGACCUUUGCUCCCAAGAUUGAUUUAUGGUUACCGAACAGCUAAAAUGCAAUUGCCUGACGGAUGAUUUAUGAUAGAAUUUGAUGCACAACUACUGAAUAACACAAAGAUAACAUUUUUAAGUGCGACAACGUGUCAUGCCAUGAGAUACAGGGAAAGCUUUAUUGAAAGCAAUAAAUUACGUAAAUUGUGUCACAAAGAAGCAUGUGUCAUGUCGCUGGAUCUAUUCCUAAUAAAUUUGAGCACUACCGUCAAGAUAGUGACAGAGCUAAUGCAUUAUAAAAUUAAAAGUAAUAAUUGUAACCAAGAUGAACCCCUCUUUUGAUCAAAUCCUCCAUUAUCUGAUGACUGAACAGUUGCUGCUUUGUCCAGGUGGUUGAGGGGGACUGGGUAUAUUUUAUUGAACAAAUAAGUUGAGAAGCUACUUUGACAUUUACAUUGCUACAUUUUGAAGAUUAUUAUAAUAUAAUUUUGGUGUAUUCAAGGUUUAAAGUUCCGUAU